Messenger RNA from Rana temporaria (common frog), 2233 nucleotides. It is a transcript of the gene KCNK4, whose product is annotated as potassium two pore domain channel subfamily K member 4. Bases 127 to 1416 code for a protein of 429 amino acids. The record is from RefSeq and is a predicted model, not a curated record. Gene Ontology annotation, molecular function: potassium ion leak channel activity. The transcript is spliced from 6 exons. Gene Ontology annotation, biological process: stabilization of membrane potential; potassium ion transmembrane transport. NCBI's taxonomy places the organism in Eukaryota, Metazoa, Chordata, Amphibia, Anura, Ranidae. Gene Ontology annotation, cellular component: membrane.
UGUCACUCCCCAGUAGGACCACUUGCUAGCGGCUUCCUAUACCCACUAUCCUGCUCCUCCCAAGAUUCUAUAUUACUUGGAGACCAAACAGAAGCUGAGGAGGUAGAAGUAGCCAGCAAGAACGUCAUGAAGAAGAAGACUGUGUUGGCGUUGUUUGGUUUAGUGCUGGGGUACCUGGUUACAGGAGCGGUGGUCUUCCAGAUGCUUGAACAACCCUUUGAGGCUAUGCAGCAGGACAUACUCACAAGACACCGAGAUGAGUUCCUUGCAGAAAACGUCUGUAUUACGGAGGAUUCCCUGGACAAGUUUGUGUUGCAGGUAAAAGAAGCCCUGGGUUCUGGAGCUGAUAUUGCAGUAAAUGGCACCAACGUUACCUCACAGUGGGACAUUGGGAGUUGCUUCUUCUUUGCGGGAACCGUCAUCACCACAAUCGGUUUCGGUAACAAUGCCCCGAAGACAGAAGGUGGGCGGCUUUUUUGUAUUUUUUAUGCACUAUUUGGCAUUCCAUUGUUUGGCAUCCUGCUGGCAGGUGUUGGUGACCAUUUAGGAUCUGCUCUCCGGAAAGGAAUUGCAAAAGUGGAGAUGAUAUUCUUGAAAUGGCGUGUCUCUCCUACCAUUGUGCGGGUCAUCUCAGCAGUGCUCUUCCUCCUCAUUGGUUGUGUCCUCUUUGUUCUUAUACCAACUUUAAUCUUCCAGGAAAUUGAGCAUUGGACCCUGUUGGAGUCCAUAUAUUUUGUAGUCAUCACACUUACUACUAUUGGAUUUGGAGACUACGUAGCAGGAGACAGCGCUGGUAAGGAGCACACAUGGUACAAACCACUGGUCUGGUUUUGGAUUUUACUCGGUCUUGCCUACUUUGCUUCCAUCUUGACAAUGAUUGGGAACUGGUUGAGAGUUUUGUCCAGAAAAACACGAGCAGAGAUGGGUGGACUAACAGCCCACGCAGCAAACUGGACAGCAAGUAUGACUGCUGAUAUUAAACUUCCCCACCGUGGAAUAAGCCUUAACUUUCAAGAACGAAUGCUUCGCCAGAAAGGGGGUUUAGAAGAUCCAGGACAGAAAGAUGAAGAAAUGGAUAUGAAUGGAGAGGAGGAGUACGAGAGAGAAGAAGAAGAAGAGGAGAUUGAGGAAAAUGAAGAACCACAAACAGUCCCAACGUCUACCCCAAUCAUUCUACAGACACCCCCACUCACUCCUGCACUGAGAACAGAGAAUGCUGGGAGACAAGACAUGGAGUGGGGUGAAAAUUUGGCUUUCAUUGAUGAAUCUUCUGACAGUCAGAGUGAGAUGGGGAAAGAGGAAGGAGAAACAGGGGAUGAAAUUGGAGCAAAAGUGUUGAAGAGCAAGAAGAGGAAGAGGCUAGGUGGACGAAGCAUUUCUGUCCCACGGAAUCGAGAUAAAGGGGAAAGUGGUUAGGAGAAAUUUCCCUUAUUCUUAAAAUUUUGCUUUAAAAGUUCCAAUACUACCAAAGUGCCACUUUUUUUCCUUUACUGCACUACCAUGUUCCCAUGAAAUAAUGAUAAUAUAUUGCAAGUAUAUAAACUGAAGUUCUUGAGAAUGUUUUUCAAAGUUUUUAGCCUCAUGGCUAUUGUUCGUCUACAAACUGAUUUUUGCCUUCAGCCAGAUUAUUUUGAUAUUAUACUGGCUAUUUUGAAAAAUGUAAUCCAUUUUCUAAGUCCAUCCAGACAUAUACAUAAAAAAGUAUAGGCCACAUCAAUGUUAGAAUCUCCUGUACAAACUACAUCAAAAGGUUAAAGCCCAACUUAACUGUAUCAAAACAAAAGGUUGUGAGGACUAUUACAGUUUGCUUUCUUUAGAAAGUAGCCAAAACCUAAGUAGAAAAUACUGUUCCCAGACAAUCACGCUGCAAAGAAGGACUUUUUCUCUGUAUAAGAAAAAAGUGGGCUCUCUGAAGAGGUCCAACAUCUCCCUACACAGCAAAGCUAAAACACCCCAAUCAGCAGGCAGUUUUGUUGAUUCCAGCGCUAUAAGUCUGAUUUAGUAGGGGGUUUGUCAGAUAUCUGCUACCAAACAGAGAGCAAGAGUCCUUUUUAUAAGCAUACUGGAAUGGGUCAACUAUAAAACUUUGCACACGUUUUGAUUUGAUGCACCUGGAAUGUACAUACUAAGUCUAAACUGAAAGUUUGCUUGGGCUUUAAAGUGCCAUUUCAGCCAAAUUUGUAAUUAGUUUUGGACAGAGUGGUGACGUGUUACAAUAUUUUCCAGGUUUAUA